GUUGCAUAUUGGUCAUCUGUUUGCGGUCUUGCUGGCGGUCCUGGCAUCUGUUGUCGGUUUGAAACAUGGCCCUGCCCGAGUGGACGCUGCCUGGGUGCUGCUCCGGGGAGAAAUGCUGCUCACGUUCCAGUGGCCAUCAGUAGAAGUGCUGCUGCUGUUUGCUGUGGGUUUGGCGGGCGCCAUCUGGCUCUACCAGGUACUGUUCUGUCCGAUGGUGCUCUCCCGCCAGCUCGGUGACCUUGGCUACCACCCCGACGGCAAGAGGAACAUGAAAGCUUUCGCUAACGAUGUACGCAGGCGGCGGCAGAGGGGGCAUCUCCCGCCGGUCUUCCCCAACGGCUGGUGGGGGAUCCUCGAGUCUCGCUUCCUACAGCGGGGACAGGUCAAGGAGGUUGUCGCCUUAGGACAGCACCUUGCUGUGUUUCGCCAGGAAGAUGGGACAGUGUCUGUAGUGGACGCUUACUGCCCGCACCUGGGGGCUAACCUGGGCGUGGGGGGCAGGGUGGUCGGGAACUGUAUUGAGUGCCCCUUCCACGGAUGGCGGUAUCGGGGAGAGGACGGGAAGUGCAUGCAUAUUCCGUAUGCUGCUAAAGUUCCAGACGUUGCCCGUGUGAAGUCGUGGAGGUGUCUGGAGCGAAACGGCAGCAUCUACGUCUGGUACCACUGUGACGGAGAGGAGCCCUCCUGGACACCCAAAACCAUCGAGGAGAUACAGAGCGGGGAAUGGACGUGCCGGGGAUUCUCUGAACACUUCAUCAACGCACAUGUGGAGGAGAUAUCUGAGAACGGUGCAGACGUCGGCCACCUGAACCACCUCCACGGGCCGGGCGUGACGGCAGGGAACGACCUGCGCCACAUCUGGUCAUCCCUGGCCGGUUUCCUCACACACAGGUGGGAGGCCGACUGGCAGCAACUCCCUUCACCUGACACACAGUUUGGCACCAUGACAGUGGAGAUGGACGUGUAUCUCUUUGGCCACAGAAUCCCUGGGUCAAAUAUCAAGGCUCAUGCCCUACAGAACGGCCCAGGUGUGGUGUUCCUAUACAUUGAUGGUCCUCUGAUGAACCUGGUCCUGGUGAGUUCCAUCACUCCUGUGGAGCCCCUCCUGCUACACUACACACAGAGCAUCUAUGCCAGCCGCAGAACACCAACAUUUGUCGCCAAGACGGUUCAGUGGGGAGAAGCCGUACAGUUGGAACGAGAUGUUACUGUUUGGAACAACAAGUCUUAUCCAGCCAAGCCCGUAUUGGUGAAGGAAGACGCUGCCAUCGUUCGCCACCGUCGCUGGUACUCGCAGUUUUACAGUGAAAAUAGCCCGCGAUUCACAACCCAUAGAACAAGCUUGGACUGGUAACAUUUGACAUGGUAACAACAAAAGUUCUGCCAACUACGCUGAGGAAUUGCAAACCAAUCAGUCUUAAAAAUGUUUUAAGAAAAGUCCACUGACUUAUGAAAUUGAACAUAAUAUGAAUAUAGUCAAAUAUGAAUAUAGAUUGAACAAAGAAUGUUUUUGUUCUCAAUAAGUGUUCUGUUGAUGCAGAAGUGUGAAGGAUCUAAUAUUAUGUGUAUGU
This is a messenger RNA of Branchiostoma belcheri (Belcher's lancelet), 1571 nucleotides long. RefSeq names its product cholesterol 7-desaturase-like. The record is from RefSeq and is a predicted model, not a curated record. Gene Ontology annotation, molecular function: chlorophyllide a oxygenase activity; 2 iron, 2 sulfur cluster binding. Gene Ontology annotation, cellular component: chloroplast. Lineage: Eukaryota; Metazoa; Chordata; Leptocardii; Amphioxiformes; Branchiostomatidae. The transcript has 7 exons. Gene Ontology annotation, biological process: cholesterol metabolic process; chlorophyll biosynthetic process. The coding region runs from base 113 to 1354 and encodes 413 amino acids.